Cucurbitaria berberidis CBS 394.84 is the source of this 249-nucleotide messenger RNA. RefSeq lists its product as uncharacterized. The transcript is spliced from 3 exons. Gene Ontology annotation, cellular component: nucleus; cytosol. Gene Ontology annotation, molecular function: transcription corepressor activity. NCBI's taxonomy places the organism in Eukaryota, Fungi, Ascomycota, Dothideomycetes, Pleosporales, Cucurbitariaceae. The record is from RefSeq and is a predicted model, not a curated record. Bases 1 to 249 code for a protein of 82 amino acids. Gene Ontology annotation, biological process: cellular heat acclimation.
AUGGCGACUCCGCAGCAAUCUGCAGAUCGCGCAUCGAGCGACACCAACUCUCUGCAUUCAAACAAUGCUGACAGCUCGGGAGAGCUUGCAGCCGUUGUUGACGACUUGCUCAACCAAUUGAACACCAAGUUCUCAACUAUCAGCGGCGAUCUGCUCGCCAAGAUGGACGAUAUGUCACGGCGGUUGGAUAAUCUUGAAGCGGCGAUGCAAACUGGAGACGGCACCAAAGGCUCGGGGUCAGAGAAGUAA